Messenger RNA from Clavispora lusitaniae ATCC 42720, 1242 nucleotides. It is a transcript of the gene XOG1, whose product is annotated as glucan 1,3-beta-glucosidase. NCBI's taxonomy places the organism in Eukaryota, Fungi, Ascomycota, Pichiomycetes, Serinales, Metschnikowiaceae. Gene Ontology annotation, molecular function: glucan exo-1,3-beta-glucosidase activity. Gene Ontology annotation, cellular component: extracellular region; cell surface. Gene Ontology annotation, biological process: glucan catabolic process. The record is from RefSeq and is a predicted model, not a curated record.
AUGAAACUCUUGGUUUCGCUUGCGUCGCUCGCCACCUCGGUGUUAGCCGCUUCUGUUCCGUUGAGCAAAAGAUCCUCGCUGUGGGACUACCAGAAUGACAAGGUUCGCGGUGUCAACUUAGGUGGAUGGUUUGUCUUGGAACCCUACAUUACUCCAUCGUUGUUCGAGCCUUUUGGCUCCAACAUUCCUGUGGAUGAAUAUCAUUACUGCCAGACACUUGGCAAAGACGAGGCAUCUGAUAGAUUGCAGAAACACUGGCUGACGUGGUACACAGAAGAUGACUUCGAGGCCAUUUCUGCUGCUGGUCUCAACACUGUUCGUAUUCCGAUCGGCCACUGGGCUUUUGUGACAGUGGAUGGCGAGCCAUACGUGCAAGGCCAACAAAAGUACCUUGAUCUUGCCCUCCAAUGGGCCAGAAACCACAACCUUAAGGUGUGGAUCGACUUGCACACGGCCCCAGGCUCGCAAAACGGUUUUGACAAUUCUGGCUUGCGUGACCAAAUUCAGUACCAACAGGAUGCCAACAUUGCAGCCACCUUGACUGCAUUGCAAAACAUCUUCAACAAGUACGGCGGCGACGAGUACAAGGACGUUGUCAGUGGCAUUGAGCUCUUGAACGAGCCUUUGGGCACUGUCAGCGACAUGAACCAGCUCGAGAACUUCUACCAAUGGGCUUACAAGAACAUGCGUUCUGUGCUGACCAACAACGUUAUCAUCCAUGAUGCUUUCCAGCCAUUCAACUACUAUGACUCGUUCAUGCAAGCUGAUGGUGGUUACUAUAACGUGGUACUUGACCAUCACCACUAUCAGGUGUUCAGUGGUGGCGAGUUGUCGCGCGAUAUCAAUGCCCACUUGAGCGUUGCCUGUGGCUGGGGCUCCAGCGCUGCUACUGAGUCUCACUGGAACGUGUGCGGUGAGUUUUCUGCCGCUCUUACUGACUGUGCUGUUUGGUUGAACGGUGUUGGUCGCGGUGCCCGUUGGCUGGGAGACUACGACAACUCGCCAAACUUUGGCCUGUGUGACAUGUACGUGAACCCAGACAACUGGACCAGCGACCACAAGACCAACGUCCGCAAGUACAUCGAAGCUCAGCUCGACGCCUUUGAGCACACUGGUGGUUGGAUCUUCUGGAACUGGAAGUGUGAGGAUGCCAUUGACUGGGACAUGAGCCGGUUGAUUGAUGUUGGAGUGUUCCCACAACCAUUGGACUCGAGACAGUACCCAGGCCAGUGCCAGUACUAA